Molecule: messenger RNA, 1154 nt
Organism: Procambarus clarkii (red swamp crayfish)
Lineage: Eukaryota; Metazoa; Arthropoda; Malacostraca; Decapoda; Cambaridae
Source: RefSeq, a predicted model, not a curated record
AGUCAUCUUGCAGCUUCGUGCAGCUGGCCAAUCAACUUAUCCACAACAGUUCAGCAUCAAUUGCAAAUAUAGUUAAUUAUCCCAGACAGUACCGUGAUAGUCCCAGCCAGUACCGUGAUAGUCCCAGCCAGUACCGUGAUAGUCCCAGCCAGUACCGUGAUAGUUCCAGCCAGUACCGUGAUAGUCCCAGACAGUACCGUGAUAGUCCCAGCCAGUACCGUGAUAGUCCCAGCCAGUACCGUGAUAGUCCCAGCCAGUACCAUGAUAGUCCCAGCCAGUACCGUGAUAGUCCCAGCCAGUACCGUGAUAGUCCCAGCCAGUACCGUGAUAGUCCCAGCCAGUACCAUGAUAGUCCCAGCCAGUACCGUGAUAGUCCCAGCCAGUACCGUGAUAGUCCCAGCCAGUACCGUGAUAGUCCCAGCCAGUACCGUGAUAGUUCCAGCCAGUACCGUGAUAGUCCCAGCCAGUACCGUGAUAGUCCCAGCCAGUACCGUGAUAGUCCCAGCCAGUACCGUGAUAGUCCCAGCCAGUACCAUGAUAGUCCCAGCCAGUUACCCCAGUACCGUGAUAGUCCCAGCCAGUACCGUGAUAGUCCCAGCCAGUACCGUGAUAGUCCCAGCCAGUACCGUGAUAGUCCCAGCCAGUACCAUGAUAGUCCCAGCCAGUACCGUGAUAGUCCCAGCCAGUACCGUGAUAGUCCCAGCCAGUACCGUGAUAGUCCCAGCCAGUACCAUGAUAGUCCCAGCCAGUACCGUGAUAGUCCCAGCCAGUACCGUGAUAGUCCCAGCCAGUACCGUGAUAGUCCCAGCCAGUACCGUGAUAGUCCCAGCCAGUACCAUGAUAGUCCCAGAUCCCAGCAGUACCAUGAUAGUCCCAGAGAGUACCAUGAUAGUCCCAGCCAGUACCAUGAUAGUCCCAGCCAGUACCGUGAUAGCCCCAGCCAGUACCGUGAUAGUCCCAGCCAGUACCAUGAUAGUCCCAGCCAGUACCGUGAUAGUCCCAGCCAGUACCGUGAUAGUCCCAGCCAGUACCAUGAUAGUCCCAGCCAGUACCGUGAUAGUCCCAGCCAGUACCGUGAUAGUCCCAGCCAGUACCGUGAUAGUCCCAGCCAGUACCAUGAUAGUCCCAGCCAGUACCGUGAUAGUCCCAGCUAG